AUGGCAAUUGAGAUUCCAGACCACUUGACCGAGAAGUACGCCGCGGAGCGGAUAAAGCGACUUCGCUCCGACCAACUUGCGCAGUUCGUCGAUUUUCGGGACCCAGAACUCGCUGGCAUGGACAAAGACCUCUAUGUCGACUAUGACGCUCUAGCUUCCAGAGGUGUCCCGCUCAAGGAUGGGUCCGAGGUCAAGGUCCUGAUUGCUGGUGGAGGAAUGUUUGGGGUGAUGACAGCUCAUCAGCUGGUGAACAAAGCCGGCAUUGCCAGCAGCGACAUCGUCAUCGUCGACAAGGCUGGCGGCUUUGGUGGUACUUGGUACUGGAACAGAUACCCAGGCGUAGCGUGCGAUAUUGAAGGUUAUUGCUGCGUACCAUUGCUGAAGGAAACUGGUUCCUACGGCCAUGAAAUCCGGGAGCAUCUCGAACGGAUAGCCAACCUGUCGAACAUUCAAGGCCAAUUCUGCACCACUAUCAAGCACCAAAAGUGGGACGAUGAGGCAAAGCGUUGGGUAGUGACUCUGGAUCAGUAUCUGGGACCUAACCAUGGGCGACAACAACUAACUGUUCGUGCUCAAUUCCUGGUUCUUGGUGGGGGAAUACAAACCUCUCCUCAUGCCCCAAAAUUGAAUGGCAUCGAUACGUUCAGUUCAGCGCCCGGUAAGGUUGUCAUGCACACAGGACGCUGGGAUUGGUCCAAGACUGGCGGCUCCCAGGAAGUGCCAAACAUGACAAAACGUCAAGGGAAGAGGGUUGGGAUCAUUGGCACCGGAGCCACUGCAGUUCAAGUUAUACCUCAUGUGGCCAAGUGGGCGGGCCAUACCUACGUCUUCCAACGUACUCCGUCUUACGUUGGUCCUCAAAAUCAGAAAGAGACAACCCCUACGGACUGGGCCCGGGUAGCGUACAAGCCUGGAUGGCAACACGAGCGUGUGGCGAACCUGGAUGCGACAUUUACAGUGACUGGGAUGAGAGCCGCAUUGGGCCAUGAAGGUGAGGUCAUCGCUGCGGAUGAAGAGGAAGAGCAUGUCAAGAACAUGUUGAACCUCGACUAUCCGUGGACGGAACAGAUGCGAGCCCGAGUUGACGCCGAGGUGAAGGACCCUUCAGUCGCCGAGAGGUUGAAAGCGUGGUACCCCGGUUUCUGCAAGCGACCUACCUUCCAUGGCACAUAUCUGUCUCUCUUCAACAGACCAGGAGUGUCGCUUGUUGACACCAAUGGCCGUGGAGUUGAAGCGUAUACCCCAAACGGUGUGAUAGCAAACGGCCAAGAGCAUGAGAUUGACGUUCUCAUUCUCGCCACAGGAUACUCUGUCGGGCUUGUCGACUCCUGCCCUUCGUCGACUUUGAAUGCUCCGCUGGAGGGACGAGGUGGCCGACCUUUCAAGGACAAGUGGGAUGGCCCAGACUAUGGCAACCUUUACGGUGCCAUGUCAAAUGGGUUUCCCAACCUCUUCUUCGCCUCUGGGAGUGGCGGCUCGGUGUCACAGAAUGCGCACAGCUUCUACAGCCUUCUUACUCGUUUAAUUGCGCACGUAUUGAAAGCGACUUUCCAAGGUGCUGAAGAUGCAAAGAAGGCCACCGUCGAGGUCAAGAAGGCCGCCGAGGAUCACUGGUCAGCAGAAGUUGCGAAGCGGGCUCGCUGGUUUGCAGCAUUUCCCAGUUGCACACCGGGUUACCUGACAGGGGAGGGCCUCAUCCAGGACCAGGAAAGUCUUACGGAAGAGAUCAAAGAGCAGAUUGCUAAGCAGUCGUCUUGGGGAGAAGGUAUUCUCAGUUUCCAGAAGGUUGUCGAGGGGUGGAUGGAAGAUGGGAAACUAGAUAGGUUGGUAAUUGACUCCUAA
Messenger RNA from Colletotrichum siamense, 1842 nucleotides. RefSeq names its product FAD-binding monooxygenase ausC (gene ausC-0). The transcript has 3 exons. The coding region runs from base 1 to 1842 and encodes 613 amino acids. Lineage: Eukaryota; Fungi; Ascomycota; Sordariomycetes; Glomerellales; Glomerellaceae. The record is from RefSeq and is a predicted model, not a curated record.